This is a messenger RNA of Ilyonectria robusta, 2532 nucleotides long. RefSeq names its product ATP-dependent DNA helicase. Gene Ontology annotation, biological process: double-strand break repair via homologous recombination. Gene Ontology annotation, molecular function: nucleic acid binding; four-way junction helicase activity; 3'-5' DNA helicase activity. Gene Ontology annotation, cellular component: cytoplasm; chromosome; nucleus. The transcript has a single exon. NCBI's taxonomy places the organism in Eukaryota, Fungi, Ascomycota, Sordariomycetes, Hypocreales, Nectriaceae. Bases 1 to 2532 code for a protein of 843 amino acids. The record is from RefSeq and is a predicted model, not a curated record.
AUGCGAAGUAGGACGAGCUUUCGAAGAGCGCGACGACAGAUCGCAGACGGCAUGAAAGAUUUCGUUCAUGAUGCCCACAAUACCGAGAGUAUGCUGGCUAUACAGGAUCUGGUAGAGAGGGCCAAACACGAGCCAGAGGAAGUGCAGAAUGGUAUUAUCCGCGCAGGCCUGCAGUGUCAUCUGUAUCCAUUCGAGCCUCGUCAGAAGCAGAUAGAUGCAAUAUGGCAUUUGGUAUUCAAGAAGGACGACCUGCUCCUUACAGCCAAGACAUCUUUCGGCAAGAGUGUCAUAUUCCAGGCAGCCCCGUUGUUUUGUCGCGGCGGCAUCGGCCUAAUCAUCAUCCCAUUAGAUCGAAUUGGACAGGAGCAGUGCAUCAAGAUCCAAAGGCUUCCUGGGGCGAGAUCCGUGUUUAUCAAUGCCAGGACGGACAAGACUGAUGCAUUGGCCCAAGAGAUUGAGACGGGUGUGUAUACUCAUCUCAUCAUGGGCCCAGAGAUCGCAGCUGGUUGGUUUCGGUCAAUAGCAAGCAACCCGUCCUUCAAGAAGCGCGUCUCAGUUGUGGCUGUAGAUGAACUCCACUUGGUGGCACUAUGGGGAAGUGGUAUCCGCCCACAGUAUGCACAGCUCUCUCUCCUUCGUCGAAGAUUAGGAGCGCGUAUCCCUUGGUUUGGCUGUUCUGCCACUUUGGACCAGGGGACAUUGGAUACUGCGAGGAAAAUGACAGGCUUCCAAGCCAGCUGCGAGUUUUUUCGAACUUCAGUCGACAGGCCGGAGAUAAAGUUGCUCGUGGAGACUAUCGAGCCACGAACGACCAAGCGGUUCACCAGCCUCUUCUUCGUCCUACAAGACGCCAUAACGAAUGGGUCGCCAACACCAGAGAAAAUUCCGAAGACGGUAAUUUUCAUAGAUUCACGACGCGAUAUCCAAAAAUGUGCAGAAUGCUUGCGUGAUUGGCUGCACAAACUAUCGGCCGGGGCUAUUAGAGACCGUGACUGCCGACAGAUCAUCGGAGUCUACCACUCACACACCUCUCUGAAUGAUAAGAAUGCUAUAUACGACGAGUUCUCUGAGGCAGAUUCGAAGAUUCGAAUUAUGGUGGCAACAGAAUCAUUGGGAACCGGAGUAGAUCUCUCGGAUGUCAUACGAGUUGUCCAAUAUGGCUUCCCUCUGGAGCGGCUCUUGUGCGUCCUUAUCCAACGGUUCGGUCGUGCAGCUAGAAUGAGUGGAAUCAAGGGAGAGGCUAUUUUCCUGGUCGAAAGCUGGGCUGUAGGUGACAGGAUUGCAUCGACAAGAGCGGUAAUGAUUCGCAGCAGUCAGACGCCGUCGUCUUCGAGACGGUCUUCCGGCACAACCCGAUUAGCUCGGUCAUGCUCCGCUGAACUAGGAGUGGAAGGUGACAUUCCAGACGAUGAAUCGGAUGUUGCUGUAAAUGUCAUUGACUAUGACGUACCAGAAGAGCAGCCCAGGCGUAAAACAGACAGAGAGCGCCGAACGGAGUUGUACAGUGACAGUCCGGCCCUGUUCAAUCUUGUCAAUCGAUCCACAUGCCUACGACGAGUUCUAAUGGAUUGGCUGCAAGAGAGUUUGUCAGACCCGGCAUCCAAGUCACCUGCUCCUGAGCCGGACGAGUGUUGUAAUGUUUGCAACCCCACCCUGACGCGAACGAUGCCUUUCCCGUGGGAUAUUGCUCCUAGUCUUAGGAGGCCCCAGGCCGGGACGGCAUCAGGUGCAUUUUAUGACCGCCUGAUCCUCUGGGGAGACAACGUUGUCAAUUCGGCACAUCAGAUGGUGAAGCCCGAGCUCUCCGUGCGGCUAUUCACGCAGAAGGGCGAGUGGAUAUCCAUGUCGGCAAAGUAUGCCUACAUCCGCACGGCCGCUGAGUUGGAAGAAUUUGCGAAGUCGACUUGGCUGAAAGAGCAUUCCGAUGAACUCUUUAAAGAGUUCAAUGAUAUCAAAUCCUAUGUAGUGAGGAACUGGCCCGGAGGUAGCAGGCUAGGAACCGCUGCUGCAGCUCAAGUUCCAAUCCAUCGGGCGUCGUUGGAAGGACGAGCUCGUCUCGCUCCGGAACGGCAGAUGUCUCGCAAGAGAAGAGCGUCUGUCGAUGUCGAAGCGGAGACUCAGAAGGCUCUUGAUCAGGAACAGAGAGCGUCAUUUUUGCGUGGGCGAGAAGAGUACGCUUCCUCACUAGAGCGAAUCAUUGCCAGAGCCAGAGAGACGCCAGCCUUGUGCUCUCCUAAUCCGUCUACCCCACGAAUCCCCCCGGUACCAGCCAACUCGCCGUUCACAUCUAUCGGCGGGUCGAUAGCACCGACAAGGGAGGGUUCUUCCUCGGCCAUAUCUGCUGUUUUCGAGAAUGAGGUGCCCAGCGUAGUCGACGGCAAUCGGUUGUCGAAACGCCCCGCAUCGAGUCGAGGGGAAGGGGGAAUGACAAAAAGGGUCGUCCUCGGCGUUCUGGAUCCUAAUGCAAGGCGAAGCCCUCGCAGUGAGAAAGGGAAGAAUAGUCGUUAUGACCACGAAGAGUGGAUAUUAUAA